GAAACGUUUGGCGUGUUUCCAUUGUUAGUUGUAACUUCCAUUUCUAUACUUUUGGAUAGUAAAUUCACCAAGAAUAGUCAUGUCGUACAAGGGCGCACAGAAGAUACAAAAGGUGAUGGUUCAACCAAUCAACCUGAUAUUUCGCUAUCUACAAAAUAGAGCUAGAAUUCAAGUCUGGCUGUAUCAGAACAUCACCAUGAGAAUAGAAGGACACAUUAUUGGGUUCGACGAGUAUAUGAACUUGGUGUUAGACGAUGCCGAAGAAGUCCAUAUGAAAACUAAACAGAGGAAGGCAAUUGGCAGAAUAUUAUUAAAAGGAGAAAACAUUACACUGAUAAUGAGCACACAAACAUUACCUGGUUAAUGUAGUUCGUGUAUGUUAUCCAUCUCUAGUGUGUUCUGUGAAAUUGAUUUUAUCUGUU
Centruroides sculpturatus (bark scorpion) is the source of this 422-nucleotide messenger RNA. Its product is annotated as probable small nuclear ribonucleoprotein E. Lineage: Eukaryota; Metazoa; Arthropoda; Arachnida; Scorpiones; Buthidae. The coding region runs from base 80 to 364 and encodes 94 amino acids. The transcript has a single exon. Gene Ontology annotation, cellular component: U2 snRNP; U5 snRNP; U4 snRNP. Gene Ontology annotation, biological process: spliceosomal snRNP assembly; mRNA splicing, via spliceosome. The record is from RefSeq and is a predicted model, not a curated record. Gene Ontology annotation, molecular function: RNA binding.